Molecule: messenger RNA, 1347 nt
Organism: Plasmodium relictum
Lineage: Eukaryota; Apicomplexa; Aconoidasida; Haemosporida; Plasmodiidae
Product: conserved Plasmodium protein, unknown function
Exons: 1
Coding region: 1-1347 (448 amino acids)
Source: RefSeq, a predicted model, not a curated record
AUGAAAUUUUUUAUAAUCUUGUUAGUUGUAAUUUUGUUAACCUUCUUCACUAUCAACAUUAUAUUUGGAUAUAUCCAUAUAUUCAAUUUAAAAAAACAUAAAAAUAAAAAAAAUACAAGUAAUAAGAGGCUAUUAAAAUUGUUUUUACACGUACGCAUACUAAAAGAAAUAAUAGUUAAUUCAAUAAUUAAUUUUUAUAUUAAAAUUAAAAUUAUAUCAUAUUGUGUGCAUAAGUACGUUUCGUUUAAUAAGAACAAAUAUGUAAAAAUUUCGGAAAAUAAAAAAGAAGGCGAAAACUUCAUAAAUAAAGAAAAUUGUGAAAUAAAGACAAUUUAUUUUAUAAGGCAUAGUGAAUCUGUUUGGAAUAAUACUUUCAAUAAAAAAUUAACUUUUAAAGCGUUUAUAAAUAUUUUUUUAGUAAUUUUUUAUGAAUUCAUUUUUUUAUUCAGCAAAAAAUCUGCGUUAAUAGACUCUCCUUUAAGUACUAAUGGAAUAAUCCAGUCUCUUGAAUUAUCCAACUUUUUGCAGGAAGAAAAAAAAAAUAAAAAUGGAAAUAAACAUUGUUCUGUUCCUAUAAAUCAAAUAGAUUUUUCCGAUGAAAAUGUUAAAAAAUAUGAAAAUAGUUUAGAGAUGAUAAAAAUGCAACAAUGUGAUAGCAAAAAUAAUAAUUUUAUUAAAAACAAAGUUUCAGAAAACAUUGCUGAUAUGAAAAAUACUUAUGAUAUAAAUAAUUUAAAGAAUGAUGAUGAUCAUUAUGAUCACAAAAAAAUAAUUAAUCUAAGUAUAAAAGAACAUAUAGACGUGCUCAAUAAAUUAAAAUAUAAUAGUGUUUUGUUAUGUUCAGAUUUAAGAAGAACUAUAUCUAGUUGUUUUAUUUCAUUUUAUAAUAGAAUAAAUAAGUUUAAUGAAUCUAUUUAUGUUUUAAAUUCAUUACAAGAGAUAAGUAGAAAUCCAGAUUGUGUACCGUUGCUUAAAUUUUAUAAUAAGUAUAUUACUACUGAUAUAGAAAAUUUCUUACAUAAAGAUGUAGAAAGAUUAUUUAAGAAAAAUAUAAAAAUUGCUAGUACGUCCUCAGAGAAUUAUAUUCUAGAUACAUUAAAAUAUAUUUUUGAUAAUGAAAAUAAUAUUUUCAUAAUUUUUGGCCAUAGUUUAUGGUUUCUGUUGUUUUUUAAUUAUUUCUUAAAAAUUCCACAUAAAGCAAAAACUCAUAAAAUGCAAAAUUCAUCCAUUGUUGUUUUUAAUAUUAUGAAAUGUACUCAUGAAAAUAAGGUAGAUUAUGAAAUUGAAAAAAAUAGUAUUAGAGUUAUUUACAAAGGUUUCGAUGAAAAGGAAUAUUUUAAAUCAUAA